CGUAGCUAUUCCUGCCUUUGGGGCCUCAAGGGCUAAAGUGGGACAGUGCUAAUAUUUUUGGUGAUGAGGAAAUACUUUGUCUUAAAGGAGGCCGGGUGAGGGCCGAACUGGGACAGAGUUCACGGCAGGGGUCACAUUAGCCGUUCCGCGGGGACCGAGGGCGGGCUUUGGGUCAGGCAUAAUAAGCACCCCCGACUCGGGCAACGCGGCCGCGGCUGGGAACCGGCUGGCACACUGGCGGUGCCCCCUGUCUCCUCCCCGGAGGGGGGCACCCGGGAGCCGGCGCCGGAGGAGCGCGGCCCACGCGGGAAGGUCGAGCUCGCCCGUGAGGUCACGGUUGCCAUGGCUCUGGGCAGUGACGCGCGUCGGCACGUGACGAGCGGUUGCCAUGGCGCCGGGGCCCGGCGGCGCGGGCGCUCCGCCUCCCGGAGUGACGUCCGCCGGCCCCCCCCACCUCUUUUCCCGCCCCCCCCGCCCCCUCCUCCCCCCGCCACCCCCCCCCCCGCCGGCUCCCCGCGGCCCCGGAGGUUUCACUGCACAACAAGAUGGCGGCGGCGGCGGCGAGCGGAGCUGGCGGGGCUGCCGGGGCCGGAGCCGGGGGAGCCGGGCCGGCGGGCCGCCUGCUGCCUCCGCCCGCCGCGGGGCCCCCGGCCGCCCCCGCUGCUGUGCCCCCGGCGGCUGGCCCGCCGCGUCCCCCAGCCCCGACCUCCCGCGGGCCGGUGCCUGCCCGCAUCGGCUACUACGAGAUCGACCGCACCAUCGGCAAGGGCAACUUCGCUGUGGUCAAGCGGGCCACGCACCUCGUCACCAAGGCCAAGGUUGCUAUCAAGAUCAUAGAUAAGACCCAGCUGGAUGAAGAAAACUUGAAAAAGAUUUUCCGAGAAGUUCAAAUUAUGAAGAUGCUUUGCCACCCCCAUAUUAUCAGGCUUUACCAGGUUAUGGAGACAGAACGGAUGAUUUAUCUGGUGACAGAAUAUGCUAGUGGAGGGGAAAUAUUUGACCACCUGGUGGCCCAUGGCAGAAUGGCGGAAAAGGAGGCCCGUCGGAAGUUCAAACAGAUUGUUGCGGCUGUCUAUUUUUGUCACUGUCGGAAUAUUGUUCAUCGUGAUCUAAAAGCCGAAAAUUUGCUUCUGGAUGCCAAUCUGAAUAUCAAAAUAGCAGGACUUCCCUGGUGGCGCAGUGGUUAAGAAUCCACCUGCCAAUGCAGGAGACACGGGUUUGAUCCCUGACCCAGGAAGAUGCCACAUGUCACGGGGGAACUAAGCCCGUGUGCAGCAACUAUUGAGCCUGUGUGUUGCAACUACUGAAGCCUGCGCACCUACAGCCUGUUGCUCUGCAACAAAAGAAGCCACCACAAUGAGGAGCCCACACACCGCAAUGAAGAGUAGUCCCUCCUUGCCGCAGCUAGAGAAAGCCCGUGUGCAGAAACGGAGACCCAACACAGCCAACAAAUAAAUUAAUUAAUUGACAGAGUGUCCUUUGAGAAAUAGCUGUUUAUUCCAUAGACUUCAAAGUGCUGCACAAACGGGAAAACUGCAGAACCAAGAGAUGAGUCAGGGUGGCCCAAAAUCCCUGUUCUCCAGGGUCCUCGCCACUCAGCCGUGUGGCCGUGCUGCUCAUUUCUAAGUACCCCGAAUGAAUUUACUCGUAGUUCAGAAUUGUUAUUUACUCGUUGUUAGCCAACUAAUAAGAAAUGCCCUGUUUUAUUCAUAGGGUGACAUUCUGGAUGAUUCACAAUGAAUCUGGGCUAUGUUUGUAGAUCAUUCCUAUGACUUAACGUUUCUUUUAAGACAAAUUAAGUAACAGAAAUUCUGAGGGGAAAUCAUACUAUUUCGAGUCUGGUGAUUAUAUGUGAUAUAGUUUUCGCUCAGAUGAAAGUGCAUGGUACUUGGAUGACAUCGUGUGGGUGCUGCAGACCACCUUUUCCUUCUUGGAAAUGUUCGUCUCCUCUCCCAGCUUCCUUGUUAUACUGGUAGGAUAUUUCUCUCUCCCUCUUGCUCCAUCUUCUUUCUUUCCCUGAACCCAUAGCGCAGGAAGUACCUAUGGGUAUUUCCUAAGCCUUGAUUCCCAGACAUCCUUUUUUCUCUACUUAUUCUUUCAAAAAACGUUUAUCCGUUCAUUACUGCAACUCAGUUCAACAGAACAUCUCCACUUGAAUUUCUUCUCACCUUCUUAAACUCAAUGCAUGACCAAAGAAAAAUUAUUUUUCUACCCUAAUCAAUUACUCUCUACUUUUCCCUCCUUUUCAUCCCAUGUAUUAUCUCCCCAGUCUUUUUUCAAAAUAAUUUUUGAGUUGUCUUUCUCAUUUUCACUAUUUCUACUUUCUCACAGGCCUUCCACUUCUCCUCACGCUUAAUCUAGUCUUGCUUUCAGGUUAAUUUUACUAGAUCUACCUGUACCAGAAGUUCCAACGACUCCUCACUGCCUGUAAGAAUGGUUCUCAGACCUCUUCAGAACAGUUGUUUUUUGUGUUUGUUUACAUUCCGCUGUCUAAAUUAUUUCCAGGAGAUCCAGUAGGUCUGAAGGAAGGUUUGUGGAUCACUUUAAAUACAGUGGUGAUUCUGAUAUACAGACAGGGUUGAAAAUCAGUGGUUGGUGGGGGGAAUGAAUUGGGAGAAUAGGAUUGCCAUAUAUACAUGACUAAUAAGAAAAAUAAUAUCAAAUUGUACACUUUAAAAAAAUAAAAACAAAACAAAAAUCAUUGGUUGGACGAGGAUGGGGGAUGGGGUGGGUAGUGCUUGUGGUUAGAUGUGAGUAAUUAUCAAGAUAGCAGUUUUUUAUUUGGGUGACGGGCUCAGGGGCGCUCACUGCAUAGCUAAAGUAAGUAACUACCUCUAGAAGAAGACAUAGCGGUGACUCUUUGUGACCUUGGGUUAGGCAGUGAUUUCUUAGAUAUGACACCAAAAUCAUAAGUGACAAAAGAAAAUCUGGAUAAAUUAGACUUCAUCAAAAUUAAAAACUUUUGUGCAUCAAAGGACAUCAUCAAGAAAGUGAAAAGAGGGACUUCCCUGGUGGUCCAGUGGUUAAGAAUCUGCCUUCCAAUGCAGGGGAUGUGAGUUUGAUCCCUGGUUGGGAAACUAAGAUCCCACAUGCCUCGGGGAAACUAAGCCUAUGCACUGCAGCUACUGAGUCUGCAGGCCACAACUAGAGAGCCCAUGUGCUGCAACUAGAGAAGCCUACGCACCGAAACAAAGAGCCCAUGUGCCACAACAAAGAUCCAACACAGCCAAAAAAAAAAAAAAAAAAAUCCAAAAGAAAAAGUGAAAAGGUAAUCCCCAGGAUGGGAGAAAAUACUUGCAAAUCAGAUGAAUGGACUUGUAUCUGGAGAAUAUAAAUAAUUCUUACAACUCAAUAAUAAAAACAUAACCCAAUUUAAAAAUGGGCAGAAGAUUCGAAUAGACGUUUGUCUAAAGAAGAUAUGCAAAUGACCAAUUAGCACAUGAAAUGAUGCUCAACAUCAUUAGCCAUCAGGGAAAUGCAAAUUAAAACCAUAGUAAGAUACCACAUCCCUCCCCGCCCAGGAUAGCUGUAUUUUUAAAAAUAUAACAUGAUAGUAAUAAGUGUUGGGAAGGAUAUGGAGAAAUCAGAACUCUUGUACAUUGUUGGUGGGAACGUAAAGUUUUGCAGCCACUUCAGAUAAUAGCUUGGACAGUUCCUGAAAAGAUUAAACAUGGAGUUACCAUAUGACCCAGCAGUUCCACUCCUAGGUAUAUACCCAAGAGAAAUGAAAACAUACAUCCACAAAAAGAACUUACGUGAAUGGUUAUAGCAACAUUAUUCAUAGUACAAAAAAAAAAAAAAGAACGUAAAUAUCCAUCAACUGAUGAAUGGAUACAUAAAACAUGCUAUGUCCAUGGAAUAUUAUUCAGCAAUAAAAAGAGAAUGAACUACAGAUAGAUGCUACAAUGUGGAGGAACCUUGAAAACAUUAUGCUAAUUGAAAGAAGCCAGUCACAAGGGACCUCAUAUUGUAUAUGAAAUGUCUAGAAUAGUCAAAUUCAAAGCGACAGAAAGUUGAUUAGUGAUUGUCUAGGGUGGGAGCGUUGAGGGGGAGAAAUGGAAAGUGACUGCUAAUUGGUACAGAGAUUCUUUUUAGGUUGAUGAGAAUGUUCUAAAAUUGAUUGAGGUAAUGGUGUACAACUCUAUGAAUAUACUUAAAAACCACUGAACAGUACACCUUAAGUGGGUGAAUUUUAUACAAUAAGGCUAUAGGGAAAAAGUCUAAAUUAAAGCAGGCCACACAUGGAGCAAUGGUGCGAGUGUGUCAAGAACCAAAGAUUGUAAUUAAUUCAUAAUCAAAUUCUUUGAAAUCUAAUAAAAAUUUUUAAUUUGGGGAAAUAUUUAGAAGAAAAAGAAAGAAAAGCAGAGUUCACAUGGUGACAUCUAAGGUCCCUGUUCUGUCAUUUAAAGCUGUAUUUUGUCUGUCCUGUUGCUAUUGUGUAAUGUUAUUUCUUGCCAUAUACCCAAGGCAGUUUCUUUAUUGUUGCUUCAACUUAGCACACUAGUUCCAAGUGAUCUGCCUUUGCUCUGCUUUUGCCCAACCCCACUUAGAAAACCCUUUCCAUAUCCCUCUCUGCUUCUCCAGGUCCAAUCCACUCAACUUAGGUUCUGCUUCCUUUUUGAGUUGUUCCAUUGGAACAUAUCUUUUCUGCCUUUGGUUCUUUCAUAGCAACCAACACAUUGCUCUACUAAUUGGAAGGGUUCCAGAAAUACAUGUUAAAUACAUGAGUGAAGGAAUGAAGGAACUUAGAGACCGUGAAAGAGGCAUUAACAAUAAGAAGCUUUAGUAAAGACUGGAAGACAUUAUUGAGUUAAGAGCAGCUACUGAGCCAAAAUAAGAUAACAGGUCCAUUCCACUGAAUGGA
Hippopotamus amphibius kiboko is the source of this 4864-nucleotide messenger RNA. RefSeq names its product SIK family kinase 3 (gene SIK3). Lineage: Eukaryota; Metazoa; Chordata; Mammalia; Artiodactyla; Hippopotamidae. The transcript is spliced from 5 exons. The coding region runs from base 546 to 1187 and encodes 213 amino acids. Gene Ontology annotation, biological process: microtubule cytoskeleton organization; protein phosphorylation; intracellular signal transduction. Gene Ontology annotation, cellular component: cytoplasm. The record is from RefSeq and is a predicted model, not a curated record. Gene Ontology annotation, molecular function: protein serine/threonine kinase activity; tau-protein kinase activity; ATP binding.